This is a messenger RNA of Phyllopteryx taeniolatus (common seadragon), 3401 nucleotides long. It is a transcript of the gene shcbp1, whose product is annotated as SHC SH2-domain binding protein 1. Lineage: Eukaryota; Metazoa; Chordata; Actinopteri; Syngnathiformes; Syngnathidae. Gene Ontology annotation, biological process: fibroblast growth factor receptor signaling pathway. The record is from RefSeq and is a predicted model, not a curated record. Bases 108 to 2252 code for a protein of 714 amino acids. The transcript has 13 exons.
ACAAAACCACUUGCUGUUGAAGCCAUGUGACUCGUUGACUGCAAACAGGGAAAUUUUGAAAGUUGGUCCGUGUGGGCGUCGUUGAUUGGUGUUGUGGAAAAUCUCAAAUGGCGCAAGAAAUAUCUGCUCGAAUAAUAUCGGAUGAAAGCAAUGAGAGCAACGCCAUCGUAGAUUUGAAAUCUCUCGUCAAAGAUGAAAUCGGCGACGAAAGGAACAACGCUGCGAGUUCUGAAACGGAACAGAAUGUGCUGGAUGUAACGCAAGCUCUUUUCCAAAAUGAAGAUAAAGCGAAUGAUCAUGCAGGAAGUGAAAGUGAUGACGACGACGACGACGACGACAGUGGCACAGACAACGUUAACGUCUACAAGGCAGGGACCCAAUUUAAGAGAUCUGAGCACAGUGGAGGAAUGAAUUCAAAUUUACCAGACACAUUUCAAACGGGACAACUGCUGUUUUAUGAAAGGUUCAAAGCCUACCAGGACUACAUACUAGGUGACUGCAAGCCUUCAGAGGUCAAGUCUUUUACUGCUGACUACUUAAAAAAAGUGGUGCAGUCAUUCGGUUGGCAAGCUCUCUGGUCCGCCGAGUUGUUUGAUGUUCUGGUGGAGGUUUGUGACGUGGACUUCGGCGACCUCAAGGCCACUGUGAAGCUUGUGCUUCCUCUGCAGUGUGAGGUCAGAGGAUGUGACAUUAACAAGGAAGCCAUUGCAGAGCUGUUGGAGGCAACCCAGCACAAAGUCCCUCUCAUGGAACUUCAGAUUGUCUAUGAAGAGUCAGGAGACUACGAUCACAUUGCCUUGGGCGUGGAGCAUCUCAGAUUCUUCUACAAGCAUGUCUGGAGACUUUGGGAUGAAGAAGAUGAAGAUGAUGACUUUGACUACUUUGUCCGCUGUGUAGAGCCUCGGCUCAGACUACACUAUGACAUCUUAGAGGAAAGAGUCCCGGCAGGUCUUGUGUCAGAAUACAAGAUCGUAUUGGAAAAAUGCACAGAGUGCUUCCAGCAGUUUUCACUGCUACGCAGCAGCAUCAGCAGUGACUCUGACUCGGAGCUGGAUAAUAUAUCCAUGGUGGAGGGCCUGAAGCUCUACGAACAGUUGGAAACUUUCAAACGGAAGUUGUACUUCAUUGAGAACCCGUUGUUAAGGUAUGUGCUGGGCUACAAAGGUAAUGCCCGACAUCAGUUCGUCCAGAGUCGUGGGCCGAGAGACUCGUGCAUCAAGGUGGCCCAUGUGGUCUCAUCCUCCUGCACGGCAAAUCAGCUCCAUUCCCUUCUGAAUGAAAGGCUUCUACAGCAGUUUUCUUCCGAGGACACCGAAGUCCAGUUCCAUAGAGACCCAGUUUCUGCGGUGGAUUCCUGCUAUCAGGGCGACAUGGUAUUUGUUCUCCCGGGAGUGUACAGUGUUACCGACUCCAUCCUACUCCCAGACUCCAUCACCAUAGAGGGGUUUGGACUCCCCGAUGAGGUGGUGAUUGAGAAGAAGAACAAGGGAGACUCAUUUAUUGAGUCUACAGGAGCGGAUGUCAGAAUGUCCAACAUUAAGUUUAUUCAAUACGAGGACAUUGAGGGUAUUUUAUGUGUGAGAGAGGGGAAUAUGUCCAUUGAGAAUUGUGUGCUUCAGUGUGAGACCACCGGAGUUGUUGUCCAAGCGUCUGCCCACCUCACUAUGAAUAUGUGCGAUGUAUAUGGAUCCAAGGGGGCUGGUGUUGAGAUUUAUCCUGGCAGUGCGUGCACUCUGGUUGGCAAUGGCAUCCACCACUGUAAGGACGGGAUUCUCAUCAAGAUGAAGCAACCGACGGACUUCGUUGCUGAGGCGGAGGUGAUCCCUUCAAUCACUAUGGAUAACAAUGUGAUUCAUAAUAAUGAAGGCUAUGGGGUGGUCCUUGUGAAACCCACUCACAGUAAAGACAGGAACAUUUAUAUUGAGAAAUGCGCUGACAAAGGGCGUGUGGAUGUCGAACAAAUGUUUGAAGACGGACUGCGGAAGAAUGUCGUGGGACACCCGAUCGCCUCGCCGAGCCAGAUCACAGGCAACCCAGAAGACGCUCCACCGAAGUUGACCGAGAAUCCACAUCGGGACACUAAUGUGAACUCGGCAAGGAAUUGGCAAUUUUGCUGUCAGCCGAGCGUCAACAGGCAUACAUCCUGUACCCUAGCCAUGCAAGACAUGAUUGCAGACAAGAUAUUCAUCUCCAUCGAGGGAAACCAGUUCCGACGCAAUGGCAUGGGUGACUUUGGCACUUUUUUAUACUAAGAAAUACAGAUCGAUGACAAAUAACACGCUCUGAUCUACAAAUGUAUUUAAUACUUUAAUGCACUCUGGACUUUUAUUUUAAUGUAUGGCAAUUGAUUUGUGCCCUGCCUCUCACCCUAAGUCAGAUGUCUUAACGGUUGUCGAAAUCGGACCUCUCCCGAGGUAAUAAUGAAACUCAUUCAAACUUCAUCAAAAAGUUUACAUCGAUAUAUUUGUUUUCUUUUGACUGUUGACCAAAGUCAUGGAGUAAAAUACAGUUGCAUCCAGAAGUAUUUGAAAACAAAUAUUUUGAUGAGCCCAAUUGUUUUUGGACAAUUUUGAACCAUUUGUAUUCCUUGAAACCCGUUUGGAGUCAACGGCUGCUUAUGGACUUCAUCGUUCCUUCAAAACGUUCACUGCAGCCAGUUUAGUUGCCUUCAGUUUUGUCUCCAGUAACUGAAAAUUCUUACAAAGGAUUUUCAUCCAAGUAUUUAAAACAAAAAAACAAACGUGUUGUUUAGUUCUGACAGUUGUCCACAUACCAUACAGCCACGGCUGUGUAUUGGUGUAUUCCUGAACGAGAACUACCAUAUUCUUUCCUCGCAUCUUGAUUGUGUUAUUUCAAAUCCACUGUGUUAAUAUGCUGUAUAAUGGCAAGAUAAGAAAACCCCUGUAAUUGUCCAAAUACUACUGGACCUAAAUAUGUCUUUUCAAAGUGGUGUAACUGUAUUGGCCAUUGUGUUAUUUUAGAAAUCUGACCUCUCCCAAUGUUAUGUAACUUAUUCAGGCCCAUGUUACACUCAGUCAAAAAGUUGACAUCUGAUAUCUAUAUAAAUUCAUUCAUUCAUUCCUUCCCUCCCCUGUGCUCUGAACACUAAAAUGCCCAUCUUUUAAAUGUUCUUAGAAGUUUUGAUGAAGAGAUUUCUAUAUUCUUGUACAGUAUUUUUGUUGGUUUUAGUUUGGUGCACUGACCCUGUCAAGAUGUUCACAAAAGGUAAAAGGUAUUUUUAUUUCAAAUGGUGACAUUAUUUUGAGUACAUUUGGGGUUGUAGUUUGUGUUUAAGUCUAAGUUGUGUGAUCUAUUCAUAUACUGUUAACGUGCAAAAUUAGAACGUGUGUCACUUGACUCUAGUCAAUGUUUAUAUAAAUAAAAUUUUGAGUUGGACAAUA